This is a messenger RNA of Coprinopsis cinerea okayama7#130, 1245 nucleotides long. Its product is annotated as aminopeptidase. Lineage: Eukaryota; Fungi; Basidiomycota; Agaricomycetes; Agaricales; Psathyrellaceae. The transcript has 7 exons. Gene Ontology annotation, molecular function: metalloexopeptidase activity. The coding region runs from base 1 to 1134 and encodes 377 amino acids. The record is from RefSeq and is a predicted model, not a curated record. Gene Ontology annotation, biological process: proteolysis.
AUGAAGUGGUACCAAUCGCUGCUCAGCCUCGCUGUUCUCGCUGUUGGAUGCUCCGCCUUGAUCACCGAGGCUGAGAUCCAGGAACAGACCGCCAAAGGCUUGCGCCUUAUUAGUUUGGAAGAGGGCGUCGACCCCGUCUGGAAGACCGAGGACGAGGUCCUCGAUCUCAUCAGGGAGGACAUUGGAUUCUUCGAUGUUACUGAAUACUACGACCCCAACGACGCCGAGACGAUCUCUUUGCACUCGGUUGAGGAGCAAACCUACGACGCCCCCGCCCACAUCGCCCAUGUCCAAACCUUGUUGGCAGACGUCUCAAUCCCCACCAUGCAACAAUACCUCUCCAACCUGACCGCCUUCAACAACCGCUACUACCGCGCUCAAACCGGGGUCCAAGCCACCAACUGGAUUCGCGAUACCAUGCAAGCAGUCGUCCGCUCCUACCCAACCAGCGGCGCAACCGUCUCCCUCUUCACCCACAGCUUCAUCCAAAGCUCCAUCAUCGGCAGAAUCCCAGGCAGCAACCCCUCCGCUCCCCGUGUCAUCAUCGGCGCACACAUGGACUCAAUCAACAGCGCCAACCCCAUGAACGGCCGCGCCCCAGGCGCAGACGACGACGGCAGCGGCACCGUCAACGUCAUGGAAGCCUUCCGCGUCCUGGUCGCCAGCGGCUUCAAACCCACCGCCACAGUCGAGUUCCACCUCUACGCUGGUGAGGAGGCUGGCCUUCUUGGCUCGCAGGCUGUCGCUAGGAACUAUAAGUCUUCGGGUAUUCAGGUUAGGGGGAUGUUGAAUCUUGAUAUGACUGCUUAUGUUCGCCCCGGAACCACCGCUGUUGUCGGUUUGCUUCCUGACAAUACCAACGCCGCCCUCACCAGGACCAUCCAAACCCUCAUCGAUACCUACCUCUCUGUUCCCUGGGUUACUAGCCGAGCCUGCGGAUACGCCUGCUCCGACCACGCCAGCUGGAACAGGGAAGGUUUCCCCUCUGCCGCCGCUCUCGAAGGCGACAUGGCCAACUUGAACUCCCGCCUCCACACCGUCAACGACCUCGUCACCCUCCAAGGAUUCUCCUGGACACACACUGCCGAAUUCGCCAAACUUGCUGUCGCCUUUGCCACUGAGCUCGGUGCUUGAAUGGGUUAACCUUUCGUGUAGUGACGGCUCGUGCUUUCCGCCGCGGAUUCAUAAAGCUUCAAGUGUAUUAGUAUUCAGUUGUGGCAGUAGGGUGCUGAAAGAAGUAGUUAC